Molecule: messenger RNA, 1977 nt
Organism: Morchella importuna
Lineage: Eukaryota; Fungi; Ascomycota; Pezizomycetes; Pezizales; Morchellaceae
Exons: 1
Coding region: 1-1977 (658 amino acids)
Source: RefSeq, a predicted model, not a curated record
AUGCCAAUCAUAAAAUCCCCCAAAAUCAGCAUCGACGAUCCCUUUGCCUACAACUCCGCCAGCACGAGUCCCAAUGGCGACAACGACGACAUCCCACUCAAAACCCUCACACUCCCCUCAAAGACCGGGCGCAUAACAACCUUCGAGUCCCGCUACCUCAAACACUCGGGCUCCAACUCCAGUCUUUCCCGCACCUGGCUUGCCUCCUCCGGGGACCUCCAGCCCGCCAGCCCGCAUCCUCUCAAGUCUGUCAGCACACCCACCGACUCUGACGGCAAUGCCCUGAUCGCACCAUGGGGGAUUCACUGGCGGACACCCAUCGCGAUGGUUGGUCUCUUUCUCGUGGGCCUCGGGACCGCAAUAGCACACCACUACUACUACAACUUCCUCCACGCCACCCCCGCGGGCACCGCAGCGGCCCAGGAGUGGGUGAACCGGAUAGGUACGGGGCUGGCAUUCCUGUCGCGCGCGGCCUUGUCGGGCGUCAUUGAGAUCGCUCGAAAGCAGUGGGUGUGGGUGACGUUGAGGGAGAAGUCCAUGUCACUAAUGGGGAUAAACUCCAUGUUUGGCGCCGGGACAGAUCCCCUGAACUUUCUUAGCUGGGAGAUGAUAUCGCGGGCAAAGUUCAACACGUUCCUGGCCAUGGUCAUAUGGUCCCUGCCUGUUGUGGCUAUCUUUACGCCAACCACAAUCUCGGUGUUUUCCUCGGGGCAGGAGAAGGUGGGUGAGUGUGUGGUACCGUCACUGUCGUUCAACUUUGGUGCCGAGCCACUGGAUGGGUUGAGAUGGUACAACUUGUCCAACGGUACGACCCUUGGCGAUAUAUUUGAGGAAGUCUACCACAACCCUAGUCCCCGUGCUAGCAGUAUCUUCACGACCGCUGCCUUCUCUGGACAGGCCUUGGUCGCGGCCGAUACAGUUCUGGAGGAGGAUUGCGGCGAGAUGUGCACCUACAGCAUUCAAUUCACCGGCCCCGCCGUAAACUGCACCGAGCAGGCGUUCUGGGAGGUCGAUGACCCGCUAUCCAACACCACAGUCCCCCGCCAGUCCAAAGACGGCCUCAGCCCGGUCUUUAGCGCCGCCCGCGCCGAGAAGGUAUGGAACCAGCUGCUUGUUGGAAACCUGCGCGCACCGGGCGAUGAAACAGAGGACUCGGACACCUGGGAGUGGCAUGGAUAUUCGUGCGUGAACUCGAUCGCGCAGUACUCGGUCACGAUCAACAUCAACGAUGGCCGCAUGAGGAAGCCCACGAUUGACGCGGUGAAGCUCCUGUACCCGGUGACGGAGGAGCCGUCGUUCAACACCACGUACUCGCGCAUCCACAUCUCAAACUGGGCGCUCUUUGACACACUGGUGGACAUCCUCGCCGGCGAUGUCUCGACCGGGAUCAGCCACUUCAACUACUCCAUGGACGGCAUCGAGUACUUCAAGAGCGCACAGGAGAUGCGUAUCACGCAGACCAAGGUCCUGUCCACGUCCCUCGCCUCCCCAAAGAGCACAACAAACAACAUGAAGACCGUCGCCAACCUCGCGCCCGCCAUCGAGGCCAUGGCACAAAACAUGGUGGUCUCCCUCCUCUCGGACCGCACGCUCAUCUACGCCACCAACAUCACAACCAGAUGUCGCUCAACAGAGUUCCAAAACAUCUACACAUACAACUGGGAGAAGCUUGUCGGCGUAUACACCGCGGGCGUGUUUUUUGCGCUCGCCAUCGGCAUGCUAGGCUUCGUGGCGCUGGCAAAGAAUGGAGUCGUGAGCGACGAUAGCUUCUCGACGUUUCUGCUGACGACAAGGAAUCCGACGCUGGAUCGGUUGGCCGCGGGCGCGUGUCUGGGUGGGGAGCCGCUGCCGAGGGAGCUGCAGAGGUUGAAGUUUAGGUUUGGGGUUGUGGGGGAGCGAGGGGAGGGGGUGGGGCAUGUGGCGUUGGGGUUGGAGGAGGAGGUGGUGAGCAUUAGGAGGGGGGGGAGGUAUUCGUGA